This is a messenger RNA of Opisthorchis viverrini, 297 nucleotides long. RefSeq lists its product as hypothetical. The record is from RefSeq and is a predicted model, not a curated record. The transcript has 2 exons. Bases 1 to 297 code for a protein of 98 amino acids. Lineage: Eukaryota; Metazoa; Platyhelminthes; Trematoda; Opisthorchiida; Opisthorchiidae.
AUGGAUCGGUACGCCCAGACGGAACGGCGUAAAAGUGGAACUCGCUUCCAUUUAGAUCAGGAAGUUUUAACCGCAUUUUACAUUUUAUUUUUCAUCACUGAAAUUACAUCCAUCAGUAAAAUUUCCUCAAUCAAUCCAGCUGCCUGCAGUUUAAUUUACAGGGAUUCACGGAUUCACGGAAUUUCACGGAUUGAUACACAGGAUCGAGGCUUUCGCCCAAGUUUCUCGGGUCGGUUUUGUUCUUGUCGGUCAGUGGCUGUCGUACACCUGAAAGGCACAGGUGAAAAAAGGGCGUAG